AUGGUAUUCGCCCCCGGCGCAUCCUUCUUUGUUCCAUUUCACGAGCUUGAUCCGCGUGAACAGAGGCAAUGCAUCUUUUAUACUCAAAAGGAGAAAAGAUGUAGUUGGGACUGCAAAGAAGGAGACAACAAGCGGGCCAUCGACCUCUAUGAUCAGAUCAGUCGUACGCCCGAUACUGAGCUUCCGAGCCUCGAAGUCCUUGAAGAUUAUGCAAGGUAUAAUUGCUGCGGACCAAAGCCUAAAGGCACUCGCCAUCAGAAUAGUAUCGAAGAUAUCGGCCUUUUAACAUCCUUGGCCGAGAGGUGGCUAGAUGAGAUCCGGCAGCGACGUUCAACCAGCAGGGUGAAUCCCCGUAGUUCAACUCCUGCAAUUAAGGAUGAGCAUAGUGCCACUUUGUCAGGGGCAACGAUCGCCCCGUUCGUUAGUCCUCUAACGACGACACAUCCUUCCGAACUAGCUACGAUCAUAGACACUCAACGAUCCAUCUCAACCGCAGCUGAAUUUGUUGCCGGCCUGCUAUCCAACCCACAGAGUUCUGAAGAAUGUUUGAAAUUCAUUAAGCACGACGCGAACCUAGAGGAAACCGAACCACGCUAUGAUCUCCGACGUCGCAAUGAUCUUGGGGAUAAAGGCAAAGGCAUAGCCAACUCCAACCCAAGACCUCGGCUACCACUUUCAACUUUCCGCCCCCACAAAGAGGAGCCUGACGAGAACGUAAUGUCCAAGCUUCUGAGCCCUCUUGUGAAAGACCGCUUCGCGAGAGACUUCAAGACAGGCUCCCUAUACAUCUUCAGUAGGAAUUCUUCCCCGGGCUAUGUCAAGAUUGGCUGGACCUCGCUGGAAGUCGAGGGCCGCCUUGAAAGCUGGUCCAGAUGCGGCUACAAGCCCAACCUAGUGUUUAGUGUUCACGAUAUUCCCUAUGCCCAGAGAGCCGAGACUCUGACACACUAUGAGUUGGCAACAGAGUGGCGCGCAGAGCGAAUGUGUAAAGGAUGCGGCAAGAGUCACAAGGAAUGGUUCGAAGUCAGUCAAGAGAGAGCAACCCAGGUGGUGGCAGACUGGGCAGAACUCAUGAAAUCAGCAACAAUAUACGACGCGAGUGGUACUAUCGACAGCGAUUGGAGAGACACGAUCGAGAAAAUGAGCAAAAUGGACGAGCCAAUCACUGCCAAUAACUUACUUAGGAAGCACAAGGCAUCUAUACUCACAAAGACGGCAUCGAAACUGCCAAUUGAAGAGGACGAUGCACCCGAAGCUGAAGUUUCUCAAAACGGAACACCUACUAGCUCGGAAAGAUAUUCAGGCACUUUCGAGCUAUCGAGCUUAAGCCAAGAAUUGCCAAUAUUGAAUGAUCAUUUCGAAGUUGGGCUGAAUUCCGAAGUCCCCUGGACUUCCACGUUUGAACCUCAGACAUCUGAAGUUCUCUCUUCAUCUCCGCCUACACAGACUCGCACGCCCGAACAACAUUCAGAACCCAGUUCUGAUACCCAGGCCGAGCAGAAGUUCCUGGAGAACGAAGACCAGAAUAAGCUCUCGCAGUCAUCAAGAGAAUUCCAAGUUGGCACCGGGUUGAACUUUUGCUUCCAGACACCACCGGCAACGAAACCAGCUUCGAACUUCCUAACUCCACCACCUACCCCAUCACCACAGCGGGCCAUUAACAGUCCCGGAAAGCCAAGCUCCAAUGGCCGGGCUAGAUCCAUUUUAUUCGAGCGGCAGGGGCAAAAGACUCUCUCAUCGACCAUGGAAAGGAUCCAACCUCAGACCCACUGCGAGAACAGAUAA
This is a messenger RNA of Clonostachys byssicola, 1785 nucleotides long. The record is from the annotation of a GenBank genome assembly. Lineage: Eukaryota; Fungi; Ascomycota; Sordariomycetes; Hypocreales; Bionectriaceae.